AUGCGAAGACUGAGAAAGCGAAAGCAACGAGAUGCGAACAAGUUCCCGGCGGCGCAGUUGUUUUUGCUUGCCCUGGUACGAGUAGCAGAGCCGAUUGCUCUCACAUCCAUCUUUCCGUAUGCAUGGAAAUUAGUGCUCCAUUUCCAUGUUGGUCAGGAAAGCAAGGCGUCGUUCUAUGCGGGUCUGUUGAUCAGUGCUUUUGCAUUGGCGGAGAGCAUAACUGGAAUGUUCUGGGGCGGACUUUCAGAUCGAGUCGGCCGGAAACCUGUCCUGCUCAUGGGAUGCUUGGGCACUAUUGCGUCUCUUCUCGUGGUUGGCUUCUCCGGUUCAUUCUGGAUGGCUCUGGCAGGUCGAUUCCUGGGAGGUGCUCUCAACGGAAACAUCGGAGUUAUUCAGACUAUGGUUGCGGAGUUGGUGCAGAACCCAAAGCAUGAGCCCUACGCCAUCAUGCCCUUCGUCUGGUCCGUCGGCACAAUAGUUGGCCCUUCGAUCGGCGGACUUUUCGCCAUGCCCGUCAAGACUUGGCCAGAUGUUUUCUCCAAAGGCGGCGUCUUUGACAAGUUUCCAUACCUUCUGCCAAAUUUGAUCUGCGUCGGCCUGAUGCUCAUCUCUGUCGUGGCCGGCUACUUCUGCCUCGAAGAAACCCACCCAGACAUGCAACCCUGGAGCACGGCAUCUGACCUCGCACACACGCACGCCGAAACACCCAUCAUGCCCGCCCAAGCCGGCACCACCACAUCCGCAGCGAACCUCACCCAACCCGACAACGGCAGAUCCCGCACGCCUAGCGCACAUAGCGAGUCGUCCAGCUCCAACUCGGACAGAGUCUUCACCAAGAAGAUCAUCAUGCUCACCGUCGCGCUCGGGAUCUUCACUUACCACAGCAUGACCUACGACCACCUCCUCCCCAUCUUCUUCCAAGACGAGCGCGUCUCGCCCACCACUAUCCUCUCCAACGUUCCCACCGGCUCCCUCGCCGGCGGCCUCGGCCUCUCCACCCAACGCGUCGGCCUCAUCAUGUCCAUCAACGGACUCCUCGCCCUCCUCAUUCAAGCUCUCAUCUUCCCCCUCAUCGUCUCCUAUCUCGGCGUCUGGCGGACUUUUCUGGCCGUCACGCUCGGACACCCGGUGGCUUACACCAUCGUGCCAUUCCUCGUGUUCGUCCCCGAACGAUACCUCUACGUUGCCAUCUACGGCUGUCUCUUUAUCCGCAACCUCAUGGCUAUCCUCGCCUACCCUCUCCUCCUCAUCCUCAUCAAAGAAGCCGCGCCGAAGCCCAGUUCUCUCGGACGCAUCAAUGGUCUAGCGGCGAGUACAGGCGCAGCAUGCCGUACCCUCGCCUCCCCUAUCGCAGGCGCACUUUACGGUCUCGGGAUCGGAGUCGAGUGCACGGGUAUCGCCUGGUGGUGCAGCGCGCUCGUUGCGAUGGUCGGCGCGGCUCAGGUGUGGGAGGCUUUAUGGAUGGGCAUGGAGGCGGGAAGAGAGGGAGGAGAAAGAGCGUGGUGA
Zymoseptoria tritici IPO323 is the source of this 1506-nucleotide messenger RNA. RefSeq lists its product as uncharacterized. Gene Ontology annotation, molecular function: transmembrane transporter activity. Bases 1 to 1506 code for a protein of 501 amino acids. The record is from RefSeq and is a predicted model, not a curated record. The transcript is spliced from 6 exons. Lineage: Eukaryota; Fungi; Ascomycota; Dothideomycetes; Mycosphaerellales; Mycosphaerellaceae. Gene Ontology annotation, biological process: transmembrane transport.